UGACUUCAAAGCUUGGAUUGUUCUAGAAAUUAAAUUUGUUGUUUCCACAAUAUAAUGGGUAUUAGACUGGUUGGGAUUUCCGAAGCCAAAGAGAAGCUUCGGAGAACGCUUUCGCCGAGAAAAGGGAGCAUUUCGACGUCGAAUGACGUCCCAAAAGGCCACUUUCCGGUUUACGUGGGAGAAGCACAGCGGCGGUUUGUGGUUCCGAUCUCGUACUUGAGGCAUCCUUUGUUCCAGGAGUUGUUGCAUUGGGCUGAGCAAGAAUUUGGGUAUGAGCAUCGUCCCACCGGCGGUUUAACUAUUCCAUGCAGUGAAGAUUACUUCUUGACCCUCAUUUCCCUGCUCAAGUCUUCAUAGCCUCAAUUAAUUCUUCCAUCGACAUUUUUACAGUGCUGCAAAUAUAAGUAGUGCUGUAAUUUUUAUUUUUAUUUUUUUGUGACGAGGAAACCCACAGUCACAUAUGAACAUGUGCACAUCUUGUGCUAUUGUAAUUGGUUCUAUCGACUAGGAGAGUGUUGACAAAGUGCUGUAAUCAAUACAUGUUUUUAGAUUUAGUGAUCCAAUAUUAGCCUUCAAAAAUAUGUGUGGGGAAACUUGCAAUCCAGACAACACUGUUAGUAUAUUCUUAAAUUGUGAAGUUGAUUAAUUCUAUGUGACUUUGUAAAUGCAUUCAACGAUCAA
This is a messenger RNA of Ipomoea triloba (trilobed morning glory), 681 nucleotides long. RefSeq names its product indole-3-acetic acid-induced protein ARG7-like. The record is from RefSeq and is a predicted model, not a curated record. The coding region runs from base 55 to 357 and encodes 100 amino acids. Gene Ontology annotation, biological process: response to auxin. The transcript has a single exon. NCBI's taxonomy places the organism in Eukaryota, Viridiplantae, Streptophyta, Magnoliopsida, Solanales, Convolvulaceae.